This is a messenger RNA of Colletotrichum phormii, 1277 nucleotides long. Its product is annotated as Alpha/Beta hydrolase protein. The transcript has a single exon. Bases 163 to 1089 code for a protein of 308 amino acids. NCBI's taxonomy places the organism in Eukaryota, Fungi, Ascomycota, Sordariomycetes, Glomerellales, Glomerellaceae. The record is from RefSeq and is a predicted model, not a curated record. Gene Ontology annotation, molecular function: hydrolase activity.
GUCUAGAAGCCGAAAAGCUUCCAUUCGCUCCGAUGGUGAGUCGAGCAACGAAAUUACGACACAGUCGAAUGCGUCUUGUGUUGAAUAAAGUCGGAUAAGGGUUCGUGUAAGACGUUUUACUUGAGCUCUUUCAACUUCCAUGAAACUUUGCAUGAUAUCAGCAUGGGGUACACUAUCGAAGAUCGAUUCGUUACAUCCAGCCGGAAUGGCCAAAAGAUUGCUGUUUCCAUCUACAAACCCGACGGAAUGAAACACCCAGCACCCGUCAUCGUGAUGGGUCACGGCAUCGGAGCCAUCAAGGCCGCCGGCCUGGCUCCUUUCGCAAGCCACUUCACAGCCGAGGGUUACCCCGCCGUCACGUUCGACUACCUGGGCUUUGGCGAGAGCGAGGGCUUCCCACGGAACGUGCUCGACGUUGGGCAUCAGCUACAAGACUUUCGCGAUGUGAUCAAGUGGGUUCGGGAGCCGGAGCAGAACACGUGGGUCGACUCAUCACGCAUCGUUGUUUGGGGGAGUAGCUUCGGCGGCAUGCACACCACAGCUCUCAUGGCCGAAGACCACGAGCUGGCGGCCGGUGUAGCGCAAUGUCCUCUUGUUGACGGGUUGGCUGGUGUAACGCAGAUGCCGCUUCUCCGGUCCUUGAAGUUGACGAUGACGGCUGCUGCUGACAUCGUCGGAGCGUACGUUCUGGGGACGACGGAGCCGAAGUACGUUGAUCUCAUCAGCGAUGGGUCCACAACAGCUGUCAUGGCAUCACAAGAGGCUUAUGAUGGCUGGCAUCGUUUGGCGCCUGACGACGGGCGAGAUUGGCCCAAUUUUAUUGCUGGGCGAUCUCUUCUGAACAUAAUGAUAAAUCGGCCGUUGUUACACAUCCACAAGAGCACUCGCCCAUACUUGGUUGUUCUCUCUACCUGGGAUCACGAGGCAUCAUUAGGUGCUGCCGAGGACUGCGUCAGACGUGCUCCCUUUGGAGAAGCGUUGAGGGUCGAUGGUGGCCACUUUGACUUGUACAAGGGUGGAAUCGCGUUUGAGAAGAACAUUACUGGACAGAAAGAGUUUCUUAGACGCGUACUGAAUAAUAUUCAGUAGGUAAUUCCCGAUAUUGAAAUCGCGGCCAGGUUGAGCACAGUUGAAGGUGCCAAACUUUUCCGGCGUCAAAGUAAGAAGGCAUUUCAGGAAUCGGGAUAUUGAACAUGUUUCUACUGAACACGAAGUGAAUGGAAAUUGUUGGUAUUCCUUUCACAGGGAAGUUGGUUCGAGCCGUAGGGUCCUGGGGG